GUCCUGUUUUCAUCGAGAGGGAAGAGCGUGGCUUAGACGGUAGCACUACCCGAUUUCAACUUUGAAGACACCAAGUUUCCAAAUUGAAGAGACCAAAAGAAGAGCUUGCUCAAGUUCAAACAUGAGAAAAUGAAAAGGAACAAAUUCAGGAUCUCACUCACUAUAAGGCAUGUGCUUUAGAAUACUAAGAUUGAGGUCUCUUUAUGUCUUGCACAUCAUCUGUGUUAUAAGGAAAUGAAGGAAGGGAGAUAAUGCUCCUAUGGCUCAUUUUGUGGCAGCAUGUGGUUGCUAAUUGUGAUCUGAUUCUUCUAAUUUAUGGGUUAGAUACUUCAACUUCUUAUCUUCCUCCUGCUUGCUAGCUUUGGAUUGAUAUCUUAGGAGAUAGCAGGUUCUGUUUUUUACCUUACUUUAAUGAUGGGGACCUAUUGUUAUAGCCUGCCAUGCAACUUUUACCACCCAAACUACUACUCAAUAACCAAUGAUAUUACCAAAUUUUAUCGUGUUCAGACCAAAGGAAACUCAGUAUUCGUAAAACCGAUUUAUUUUGAUUUCCAUAAACACCAUGUUGGUUCAGUAUUAGUAGGCGUUGGUAUGGAGGAAAUUGUACAAGAAGAGGUUAAAGAAGAAAACCACAGAAGGUUUAGGUGGAUUGAGGUAGGCGAGAAUAUCACAGAAGAACAAAGACAGGCCAUAUCUAAACUUCCUUUCAAGAUGGAAAAUCGAUGUAAAGCCCUGAUGAGACAGAUUAUAUGUUUUUCUGAAGAAAAGGGUAAUAUAUCUGAUCUAUUAGGGGCUUGGGUGAAGAUCAUGAAGCCUACCAGAGCAAACUGGCUUUCAGUUCUGAAAGAGUUGCAAACAAUGGAUCAUCCUCUAUACCUUGAGGUGGCAGAACAUGCACUUCUAGAAGAAUCCUUUGAAGCCGAAGUUCGUGAUUAUACAAAGAUAAUACAUUGUUAUGGCAAGAACAAUCAACUUGAAGAUGCUGAAAACAUUCUCGCAGCAAUGAAGCAGAGGGGGUUCAUCUGUGAUCAAGUAAUUCUGACUACCAUGGUUCACAUAUACAGCAAGGCUGGCCAUCUUGAUCAGGCCAAGGAAUAUUUUGAAGAGAUCAAAUUGCUUGGUGAACCUUUGGAUAAAAGAUCAUAUGGCUCAAUGAUCAUGGCCUACAUCAGAGCCGGAAUGCCCGAACAAGGAGAGAAUCUACUGCAAGAAAUGGAUGCACAGGAAAUAUGUGCAGGAAGUGAGGUUUACAAAGCAUUACUUAGAGCCUACUCUAUGAUUGGUAAUGCUGAAGGUGCCCAAAGGGUGUUUGAUGCAAUUCAGCUGGCUGGUAUCACCCCAGAUGACAAAAUGUGUAGUAUUCUUGUUUAUGCCUAUGGUAUGGAUGGCCAAAGUGAAAAGGCUCGCAUUGCAUUUGAAAAUAUGAGAAGAGCAGGUAUCAAACCUACUGAUAAAUGCAUAGCUUCAUUACUGGUUGCAUAUGAGAAGGAAAACAAGCUAAAUGAAGCAUUAAGUUGUCUAAUAGAUUUGGAGAGAGAUGGCAUUAUGGUUGGGGAAGAAGCUUCUGGAAUGCUUGCUAGGUGGUUCAGAAAACUAGGGGUGGUGGAAGAGGUGGAGCUUGCUUUAAGAGACUUUGCCACCAGUCACCAGAAAAUCUAAUAUUGAGGUUACUGCAUCAUAAUAUAUCUGAAGCUCUUUGUGAGCAAUGUCCUUAAGGAAGCACUACUGUUCUCAGUAGUAUUAUGGAAAAAAAAAUAA
Molecule: messenger RNA, 1758 nt
Organism: Gastrolobium bilobum
Lineage: Eukaryota; Viridiplantae; Streptophyta; Magnoliopsida; Fabales; Fabaceae
Product: pentatricopeptide repeat-containing protein At1g01970
Exons: 3
Coding region: 412-1659 (415 amino acids)
Molecular function (GO): protein binding
Source: RefSeq, a predicted model, not a curated record